Messenger RNA from Exophiala xenobiotica, 4360 nucleotides. RefSeq lists its product as uncharacterized. The record is from RefSeq and is a predicted model, not a curated record. Lineage: Eukaryota; Fungi; Ascomycota; Eurotiomycetes; Chaetothyriales; Herpotrichiellaceae. The coding region runs from base 209 to 4069 and encodes 1286 amino acids. The transcript has a single exon.
GGCAUAUGCUGUUAGAGGACCAGUGAAGAAAAAAGAGCCACAAGUAGAGGAUCCUUGUACUGCCCAGACCGAUUUUCAGGCUUCUACGGGCUCACAAUUGAGGAUUCCAAGCGUGUUCGAAGGCAGUGAAGCAAUUGACGCAUGGCUUGAACAUGUGGAUGCAGUCCGAGCAUACCACCAAAUUUCCACUCAGGCUCCUUCCAUCACAAUGCCACGAUCCCCUUCGGUUCUUGCGUCCUACCGAGACGACGAACUCAGUUCUCCUGACCCGCUUGCGACUUCAUUUACUGACGAAGCCAAUGAGAAAUAUGUCGCACGCCCAAGUCGACUAUCCUCACCAAGCAAGACGAGCGCAGCCGCAUUGAAAACCACAAGGAGGAUUUCGAGCGCGGCCUUUUCAUCUUCUCCGUUUCGUACAGUAUCCGAACAGAACUUGAGUCCUUGGAAGAUCAGAGUCACAGUAGAGGCUGCGCCAGAAGAUUCCGAGCUCGAAGGCGCCGCGCCGAGGAUAAUGGCCCGUACAAUCAAGAUACCAUUGAGACCGGAUUCAUCGCCGACGAACAAACCCUCCUCGAGAGGAAGGACAGGGACUUCGACAGGCUCAGAGAAGAACAAGCGAAGUGGGACACCUGUACGAGGAGGAAGAAACAGCAGUCGGUCGCGAAGACAGAGUGUGACAGACCUGAAUGCCAGACCUUUGGGAGAUGAUGCAGAAGAGGACGACUGGCUCAAGCAGAAGAAAUCUCCACGCAAGAAGAGGAAUGCAUCACGCAGCGGAAAGCAGAGUGGUUCGGAAGUAGCAGGCUCAUCUCCAGCCAAAGCGACAAGAAAGACCGCUGUCGCGGGUUUCGAUGUGCGACAAGAUACGGAUGCUGAAGAUGUCGACGAGUGUGUCCAGCAAGUACAAGCCACACCAGAUAUUGACUCUCCAGAAUUGCGCAGCAUCGACCUGAAUAGAGUCUCUGUCCGACCGCGAGCACCAUCAACAAGGUCAAAGGCAGGGGAUGACAAUUCUGACGGAAAUCUCGAUCAGCAGCUCCGACUUUCCAAGAUUGCGACACAGAAGGGAACGGAAACACGCAAGGUCUCCGCUAACAGCGCACUAAGUUAUCCAACACCUUCUCCUUCCUCAUCAUUUCAUGGCGAUUAUGAUGAUGUGGGACAUGCUCUCGAGCAAGAUACUGGAACUCUAUUUGGAGGCGAAACCUUCGACACGGUAUUAGAGAGCGAAGGCUUUACAAUGAUAGACCUGGAUACGUUGCCAUCGGCCAGACAAUAUCGCAGCGCUCCCGUGGAUGCGGAAGAGAGCAAAUUGGCAGACCCUAUGCAGGUAUCUACUACUGAAAACGAUGAAGUACCCGACAAAUUGGGGCGAAUGGACGCCGGCCCUGUCGAAGCUUCCCGGUUGUCCCAGCAAGAGGCCGAUGUCAGCUAUCCCGCUCUCAAUGUCGAGGAGAGUGAUAUUUCCAGCACAGUGCCAUCCUCUCCGCCAGUUGUGGAAGGUCAAAAGAACUUACUUCAACUGCCUUCUUCGUCGUCAACAGGUAUUCGAAAGGUAACGCCACAGCCUUAUUCUUCUCCGAAGCUACCUUCACCACCACGACACGUGGUACAAAGAUCUUCCAAUCAUCGACAUCGUGGUUCCGCUUCUGCAUUGUUUGCAGGCAUUGCUUUGCAGGAAGUGGUGUCACCCGAGCAUGCCAGCCGUAACGUCACGUCUAAGCAGACACUCGACUCUUCAAGCGGAGGCACUGGGGCCCAACAUGACCAUAUGUUUGAGGGCUUCGACUCUGGCACGAAACGUGAAUUGAGGGCCGGGCUUCGCUUCGGGGAAGAAUUAGCAAAGCGACAGUCUUCCGAUGCGGCUAUCAGAGCAGCUCCAGCAGGCUCCGGUACGUGUGCUGCAGACAAUCUCCGGCGCCUGAGCAUCUCGGCAGAAUCUCAUUUGCAUACGUUGGUCAGACCUCAACCCGUCACUCAGGUCUGGAGAGGCGAGAAUGUGGUUCAACGCACUCCCGUACAUACCUCGAGUAGCACAGAGUCGCGGUCGAAAGGAACAAGCAGAGACAUGAUCCAGACGCCUCAAACCCAGGUGUCAACACAGAGAGAUCCAGCAAUACUCGACACAAUGGCUCGACGCGAACGUGAAUGGCAGCUCGAGAGGGAGGCAGUGUCAAGACAGAUCCAGAACGCGAGCGAGAGCCAGGUUAUUGUGAUCGACAGCGAUGACGAGUCCGGCAUGUCAGACCAUGCACAGCAAGUCGGUCCAGUGUUUGAUAUGGAUCAGGACAUUGGAGGUGACGAGGAAGAGGACAUCUGGCUCGCAGAAGCUAAGAAUCCUUCCAGUCCGCCACAUGAUAAUAAAGCGCCUUCACGACCUGGGGGUGACAGUCUCUUUACGCCAACCGAACAUCUGAAGCAGGCGGAACGAGCGAAGGAGUUCAUGGAGAAGCCUCGACGAAGCCUGAUCCCGAGUCCCUGGAGAAGAGGAGACGAAGUCACUCCGCCCCAGCCAGAGCACAGCACAUUUCUGUCCACCAAUGCAGAUGAGAUGAGUGGUCUGGGGUACUGGAAAGAUACGGAGUCUGAGAUCAAGUUCGGCGCUGGCGAGAUUAAAAGACAGCAGCUGGGCCAGAGAAGAAGUAGUGGGACGUUCGACAUCGACCUUAUGCUCGGUACGCCAAGAAAGGAGGACGUUGAUGAUGAAGCUAUGGAAGCAAAUGGCGAGUCCGACGCGGACGCUGAACUAGAAGAAUAUCCAGAUGACACAGCCCCCGCUGUGAAGACUCACGAGUCGAACACUACGCUGGGCGAGGGUGACCAUUCAACAGCCCAUUCGUUGACUGAUGCCAUCCAUGCGCUCGGUCAACCAUCAUCGCCUGAACAACGGGUCCUGAUCCCAGUCAAUUUCAAUGACUCCUUGAUGUCCAGCGCAACAUCACCACAUCAAGCUUGUCAUACUAGCUUCGAAUCGCCACCGCUGGCCGAGCAGCUUGUAUCAUCUCCUCAACGCCCACCAACGCCACGUUCAGCCUUGAAAGGCUCACGGCAGAGUUUGGGUCAAGCUGUGGGACCGGAGAGACCUGACACACCGACGAUGAUCAGAAGAGUCGUCUUUAGCCAGCGAUCAAGAGGCGUCGAUAUCGAUGGCCUGGAAAGCAGCUUCAGCAUGAGAACAGCCAGUGACGAGUCCACACUGGGUGAGGCAGGCUUGCAGUUACGUCGUGAGUUGCUGGCUCACGAAGAUGAAAUCGACCACGACCACGAUCCUGCAAUCGACGUUGUCCAAUAUGGGGCCAAAGAGGACUCACAGCACUCCAUAAGCAUAACGACCUCCUCGGAGCCGACACCGACACCGACACCUCCGGCUCAACAGCCAGGCGUAGGAGAUAGAAUUUGGGGUUCUGGACAAGCAGCCAGCAGCCAGCAGCGAGCCUCGUCAUCUCCGAUCAGUAACCUAGAUGGCACGUCCAGUGAGUCGCAGCAUCAACCUGAAUCCCUGAGGUGGGAGAAGACGAAAUCAUCCAUUCCCUCGUCCGGCAAACUUUCCAGCUCGACCAAGUACUCUCGGUCUUCCAAUCCAAAAUCCACCAAACUGCCCUCAUACCUCCUUCAACCCUCCUAUCCGUCCGAUCCCUCGCGCUCGCCCUCCGCGCCUCUCGCACUCACUGGGUCAUUUACAAACACACAUUUCCGCACAUUGCACAUCCUAUACCGCAAAUCUCUGCGGCCUAAGUUCCACGCCCCAGCUCGCCAUACUAUUCGACCUGAGAUCAUGGCCUUACGGGGACGAGAAAUGGACAUCGACGAGACGGCCAACGGGAUCGAAGAGCUGUUUACAUGGACGAUUGGUGAUAGCGAGUGUGAGGUCCUCGAGCGGUUCAUGCAGGAGGUGGAGUAUAGCCAUGGUUUCUACCUGGGACGCAGAGUGAGAGAUGACAAUACAGGGAGCAAGGAGAUAAAGUGGGGAUGGAGCGUCGACCAGCUUACAGAGUGGUUGUGUCGGAUCGUUGUAGGUGAGGUGGUCAGGGAGGAAGAGCGGAAAGGAAAAGCGUGGGGGAGUGAUUGAUUGCUUGCUUGUUUGUUCAAGUUCUAUACCCAAGACGUGUCAGUGAGGAGCGCCGGAGUACGUACUGUGUGAUAUUCCCAUAUGAGUUUUUACAUUGGUUGCGUGGUGUGAGUGAGCGAGCGAGUUUCAGAUGGCAAAUUUCUCCUCCGUAUUGGGUUGAAAGGCGAAGAUUCAUCCGAAUUACGGAGUACACAGUACAUAGUCAAUGGAUAGGGUUUGGGUAGGGCCGGGGUGCGAAUAGAAGAUACCUUUACCAUCCACACAACAGAUGACCCACCGAGAUUCGCCAAU